AUGUCACGGAGUGUCAGCAGGUUGUGUCCCUUGUUUGGCUGGAGUCACAGUAGCAACAUGUCACGGAGUGUGUCAGUAGGUUGUGUCCCUUGUUUGGCUGGAGUCACAGUAGCAACAUGUCACGGAGUGUCAGCAGGUUGUGUCCCUUGUAAGCCUGGAAUCACAGUAGCAACACGUCACGGAGUGUCAGUAGGUUGUGUCCCUUGUUUGGCUGGAGUCACAGUAGCAACAUGUCACGGAGUGUCAGCAGGUUGUGUCCCUUGUAAGCCUGGAAUCACAGUAGCAACACGUCACGGAGUGUCAGUAGGUUGUGUCCCUUGUUUGGCUGGAGUCACAGUAGCAACAUGUCACGGAGUGUCAGCAGGUUGUGUCCCUUGUAAGCCUGGAGUCACAGUAGCAACAUGUCACGGAGUGUCAGCAGGUUGUGUCCCUUGUAAGCCUGGAAUCACAGUAGCAACACGUCACGGAGUGUCAGCAGGUUGUGUCCCUUGUAAGCCUGGAAUCACAGUAGCAACACGUCACGGAGUGUCAGUAGGUUGUGUCCCUUGUUUGGCUGGAGUCACAGUAGCAACAUGUCACGGAGUGUCAGCAGGUUGUGUCCCUUGUAAGCCUGGAGUCACAGUAGCAACAUGUCACGGAGUGUCAGCAGGUUGUGUCCCUUGUAAGCCUGGAAUCACAGUAGCAACACGUCACGGAGUGUCAGUAGGUUGUGUCCCUUGUUUGGCUGGAGUCACAGUAGCAACAUGUCACGGAGUGUCAGCAGGUUGUGUCCCUUGUUUGGCUGGAGUCACAGUAGCAACAUGUCACGGAGUGUCAGUAGGUUGUGUCCCUUGUUUGGCUGGAGUCACAGUAGCAACAUGUCACGGAGUGUCAGCAGGUUGUGUCCCUUGUAAGCCUGGAAUCACAGUAGCAACACGUCACGGAGUGUCAGUAGGUUGUGUCCCUUGUUUGGCUGGAGUCACAGUAGCAACAUGUCACGGAGUGUCAGCAGGUUGUGUCCCUUGUUAG
Molecule: messenger RNA, 1008 nt
Organism: Homalodisca vitripennis (glassy-winged sharpshooter)
Lineage: Eukaryota; Metazoa; Arthropoda; Insecta; Hemiptera; Cicadellidae
Product: keratin-associated protein 5-4-like
Exons: 1
Coding region: 1-1008 (335 amino acids)
Source: RefSeq, a predicted model, not a curated record